Molecule: messenger RNA, 3054 nt
Organism: Seriola aureovittata
Lineage: Eukaryota; Metazoa; Chordata; Actinopteri; Carangiformes; Carangidae
Gene: zfyve27
Product: zinc finger, FYVE domain containing 27
Exons: 14
Coding region: 313-1581 (422 amino acids)
Biological process (GO): neuron projection development; protein localization to plasma membrane; positive regulation of axon extension
Cellular component (GO): endoplasmic reticulum tubular network; growth cone membrane
Molecular function (GO): metal ion binding
Source: RefSeq, a predicted model, not a curated record
UAAACGCGGAAGCGGACGUUAUCGGAACAGGACGGAGCUAACAAAGCUAGCAGCCAAACAAAAAUAACUGACAUACCUGACGGCUUCCUCCCCAGACGAACCGACACUGUGAACCGACUCGCUUUGACAGGUUAAUGCUCAUGCAGGAGAGCAGGCUGCUGUCAUGUUGACCGGGUUGGUUGUAUUUGGAGACUCUUCCUUCCUCCGGACUGAUGAUGUCGGUGGGACUCGCUAGUUUCGCCUGACCUCCUCUCAGCACCGCUGCUGCUGCUGCUUCAUAGCCUGGCUGUUGUUGGACUCUCAGCUCGGGGAAUGACAAUGCACAGUGCCGGAGCGUCCCAGGACCCGUCACAGGGUACAGGGGAGCUGGUACACACACUGUCCAAAGAGACCCCCGGGUCUCCAGAUGCUUCUGAGUUGGGGAGCCCACGGUGUAUACCAAACUUUGACCUCCUCAACAUGGUCGUGUCCUAUAAGAGAAUGGCUCUGUUUCUAGAACCAGUUGCAGAUUCAGUGGAGCUGAGCCGCUUCCUGCUCGAAUGGAAGAUGCCCCUGUGCUCACUGGUUGUCUGUAUAUUCCUUAAUGUCUUCCUCUGCACUGUUAAUGAAGUGGGUUGGUUCUCAGUGGGUGUGGUGGCAGUGUCUGCGCCUGCUGCCUUGGGUUACCUGCAGGACAGGUGUGGGGGCAGAGCCUCAGAAGCUGAGCUCCAGAAGAGGCGCUAUCAUGCUGUGCACCGCAGAGACCUGCAGACAGUACAUCUCACCAAACAGGAGGCCAUGCUGGAAGUAAAAGACCUGUUGAAACACCUGGAUGACAUGCUGUCCUCUGCCUGUCAGUCAGCAGAAGCUUUUUACAAGGUCCUGUACUGGGAUAAUCACACCAAGUCAACAAGGUUCUAUGGAGGGAUGUUAAUAGUGGUGUGUCUGCUCUAUGUCGCUCCUGUGGGCUGGGUGCUCGCUGGGCUCAACAGCGCCAUCUUCCUGUGGAACAGAGACUUCUGCAGAGUUUUGUUCGACCUUAGGAAGCUCUUCCACUUGGGCCACACCAAGGCCACAGAAGGGCUGAGUGAGGAACAGCAACAAAGCAACUUGCUGGACCGGACCCCCACACCAACUAGUCUGGAGGACCUGUCUCCUGGAAGUGUGGAGGAGGCUGAGGAAGCAGAACCUGAUGAUGAAUUUAAGGAUGCCAUUGAGGAACAUUCAGUUUCGCUGCAGGAGACCCCUUUGGUCUUAGUGGAGGAUGACGAUGGGCCUCUUGGAGCCCCGGAGUACGAUACCAUCUCUGAAAAUGGUCUCUUGAGCCGCAACGAACCAAUACGCAGCAAGGUGUCCAAACUGACGGAGAAACUGCGCAAACGCUACCCCACCACCAGCACAGGCAACUGUUCUAGCUGCAAUGCUGUCUUCUCAGUGCUGAAGAAAAGGAGGAACUGCAGUAACUGUGGCAACAGCUUCUGUUCUCGAUGCUGUUCCUUUAAGGUGCUGAGAUCUUGCAUGGGGGCAACAGCUCCAGAGGCCCAGAGAGAGACCGUGUUUGUUUGUGCUGCCUGUAAUUCUCUUCUCAUCAAGUUACAGUGAAGAUGGCAUGUCGGUUUUGUCUCCCGGUGCCCAGUGGGAGGUCACUCACUGUUUGCCCCCAAGCCCUUCACCAAGUUACUGAAACCCUCACACAUGCCUUGGUUUUCAUGUUAAGGCACUUAAUAUCUGUCAAGAUACCUCCUGUGUUGAACUCCAAGACCCUGCCAUGCCUUUUCCUGCUGCAUCCCUCCUUAGCUACUGUGAUAUGUUACAUAUUUCCUGUUUGAACUCUCAGUGAAGAACUGGACAUUAUGAAUCAAUGAGACUUAAUACAGAUUAUAAUGGCUCCAAAAUCAAAGGAUCUUGUUGUUUCCCUUGCUGAGCAGAGGGAAGUAAAAAGCAUGCACAGUGGAGGUCAGGAUGCUGAUGCUGACGGGUGAUGCAAAUAAUCCUAUUGGAUGUCAGUGGUUUUGCUUUUACAUGCUUUGCCUCCACCUGAAUGUUGAUACCUUCAGCCCUGUGUAGCAGUUUAACUUUGCUGUAAUGCUGAGAGGACUUUUCUGUACGAUCAAGACUAAGGCAGUGUUCAUGCAAAACAGAAUGUGAAUGGCUGUGUGACAAAAGAGGCUCUGCGUUUAGACUUGAUUGCUGCAGCGUGUGGAGGCUUACCAUCUAAAUUUUUUUUCACACAGAUUUGUUCAUUGUCCUCCAAUACACUGUAGGUGGUCAACAAUGUCAUGUGAUCAGUUCUCAGUUUGUCCAACUUUUCAAGGCCAGUGAUUUUGGUGUACUUCAUGUUUCAUUGAUUACAUCUGCCCCCAGUGCAACCUGCAUUUCUGUAUACUACCCAUGUGGGUAUUCACGUUAUUUACCAGACCUAAAAUCCAGAAUAAUUCUAUGGGAUCAAACUGAAAAUGCAUGGCCUGCAAUGAAUCCCAUCACAUUUCUGCCAAACUGCUGGUGAUGGUGUACUGGAGGGCUGUGAAGUUUGACAAACCAGCCUGUUCUGCUUUGAGGGAUCAAACUGAUGCUUCAUUCUGGUUGAUGUUUUUUUUCCCUGUGUGGACAUGUCAAACCGGCUUUUUUUGGAGUAAUUCAACAGCCUAAAAGACCAGAUUUCCCUGCAGCCCAAGCUUUUCUGUUAAUCGGAUCAAAGUCAACCCAACUGGAUUAAAUUCAUUUGAACAGACUGAGAAACCACCUGAAACUGUCAUCAGAGCCUCACACCCUUGCAAGCAGGACUUAAAAGAAUUAAUGUGGAGGCAUUAUAGCCCAAAAGGUGGCUCUUGAUGGCAAAGUUGUUUUAAUCAUGGUUUGGACACGGAUGAUUGUAACUGUUUGCUUUGCUUUUAUUGUAAUUGUAAAAUAACUGUUAGUGUUAAUUGUUCUACCAUAUCUAAUAUAUUUAAUUUAAAAUCCAGAAACUGCAAAUGAUUAUUUGACCUAAUGAUGAAGUUUGUAUAUAUUGCCCCUUAUUUUAUGGUUGAAACAUGCUAUCAUUGAAAUAAACUCUGAUGAUUUAAUUAAUUUAAA